AAGAGCCGAGAAGAAUAUUAUUUGUUUGGCUGCCUAAAUGUGCUUGUGUGCAGCGUGUGGGCAAGUAAAAAAGUGUAUACCGCAACAUACAAAAACAGCCGUGCAUUUUUUACGCAACGCAUGCAAAAUUUUCACAAUUACGUGACACUUUUUAAAUGAAAAUCAUUCAAAUUUCAUUUGAGGCAUCCAGUGCACCGCCAAGCUAACGGAAAUUUGCAUCUGGAAAUCGAAAGUUUAUCAGUCUGAAGUUGCCCAAAAGAUUACGCAAAGAAAAUUAAUAUUGAAACUAAAGAAGCACGCGCAACAUGGCGAAGGCCACUGAAUUGAAGCCACGCCUAAUGGCCGAACCAUUACACAUACAGCGACUGGAGGCAGCAUUAAAUAUGCGCCCCUUCAUGGAGAUGGCUCGCGAGGCCCUUAAGCAGCCAUUGAGCAGUGGAAGUGGCGAAGGCAGCGCCACUGAACCGGAGACAGGGCAGGGGCAAUGCAUUGACUCGGACGAUUCGUCGACAAGGGUGGGCAUGGUAAAAAUAAAACCCAAAAAGCGACGCCGAGAACGGCUCCUGGGCAGCAAAGAAGAGCGACAAAGCGUAAAGGCGCAGAUCUACAACUUCAACGAUCUAACUAGUGAUCGGGAAUGGCUUUACGACAUAUUGUUGAGCGACACAGACAGCGAGCCGCAGGUGAGCGAUGAGGAUGAAUAUAUUAAUCAAAUGCUUCGCGAGCAUCUACAAGAACAACGCCAGCGUAAGAACUAUUACAAAAAAGCCACAAACGCUCAAUACGCUUACUAUGGCAGUGGGCUGCUGUCAAAUCAUGAUGUUUAUGCUGAACGCCAGCAGGCAACAGUUGGCGUGCGUAAACGUCGACGCCGCACCAAACAGGAGAUACUUUUAGCCCGCUUGGCUGAAGCGCAGGCGGGUCCGAAACCGGUCAAGCAGCGUCGCCGCGGGCGUAAAAAGCGCACAACGUUAGACUCUCCGGAGUCUGGGGAAGUGCCACCGUCGGAGCUGGGCAAGUACAGUUUUGGAGACACGCUGCCUGCCAACGAUGAAGAUGAUGAUGAUAAUGGCGAGGUAGACUACAAGCGCGAACUGGCCAAUUUGGCUUUGGACUAUCCCGAGGAAGAGGAGGAAAUUGAGGAAGAAGUGGAUGUAGUAGGUGCAUCCGACGGACAAGUUACUCGUGUCCGCCGCCGUCGUAAGAACCCUGAAGUUUUGGCCGCACGACGUCGGCGCAUCUGGCAGAUUAUGUCUAAAAAGGAGUCCGGACGACUGCAGCGCAUCAAGAGCAACAAUCACAAGGAGAUGCUGGCCAAUUGCAAGCGUGUUGCUGGAAUGUGUGCAAAGGUUGUGCGCCAGCGAGCACUCAACUCGCAGCGCAUCAUGAAAGAGACUGUUUGGCGGGCAAAGCGUCUUACACGUGAAAUGCUUAACUAUUGGAAGCGCUAUGAGCGCGUUGAGCGCGACCAGCGCCGCAAACAGGAGCGUGAGGCCGAGGAGCAGCGCAAACAAGAUGUCGAACUUAUUGAAGUGAAACGUCAACAGCGCAAACUUAAUUUCUUAAUUACCCAAACGGAACUGUAUGCUCAUUUCAUGUCCAAGAAACUAGGUCAGGGCACCGAGGAGGACCAGUUGCGGAUACUAAGCCAAUUGGACGAGGAACACAAUGCGCGUCUGGCUGCCCAAGAUGAUUACGAUGCAGGCGAAAUGAAGCAGCUGGCGCAGGCGAAUGCAGAAGCUGCAAUGCAGCGUGAUUUGGACAAGACACGCGCCUUCGAUGUACCCUUCAAGAAAGAGCAAAUAUUGGAGCAGCUGCAAGAGCUAGAUCAACCGCAACCAGAGAGUGAACAAAUGAAGGAUUUGCCACAGCCUAACAUGUUUAAGGGCACACUUAAAGGCUAUCAGAUCAAGGGCAUGACAUGGCUAGCUAAUAUAUACAAUCAAGGCAUCAGUGGCAUUCUGGCCGAUGAGAUGGGCCUGGGUAAGACAGUGCAAUCGAUAGCAUUUCUUUGUCACAUUGCGGAGCAUUAUGGCGUGUGGGGUCCAUUUCUGGUCAUUUCACCUGCUUCAACGCUGCACAAUUGGCAGCAGGAGAUGGCGCGAUUUGUACCCGACUUCAAUGUGGUGCCCUACUGGGGUUCACCGAAUGAGCGUAAAAUCUUGCGGCAGUUCUGGGAGCAGAAGCACCUGCACACACGUGAGGCCAGUUUCCAUGUAGUAAUCACUUCGUACCAGCUUAUUGUUAGUGACUACAAGUAUUUCAAUCGGAUUAAGUGGCAGUACAUGGUUCUGGAUGAGGCUCAAGCCAUCAAAAGCGCCGCCUCACAGCGCUGGAAGCUCCUGUUGGGAUUCAAUUGUCGCAAUCGCUUAUUGCUGAGCGGCACGCCCAUACAAAACAGCAUGGCGGAGUUGUGGGCCUUGCUGCACUUUAUAAUGCCCACAUUGUUUGAUUCGCAUGACGAGUUUAACGAAUGGUUUUCGAAGGACAUCGAAUCGCAUGCAGAAAAUAAGACAGGCAUAGAUGCACGCCAAAUCUCGCGGCUGCAUAUGAUAUUGAAACCUUUCAUGCUGCGGCGUAUCAAGAAGGAUGUGGAGAAUGAGCUGUCCGACAAGAUUGAGAUUAUGGUCUACUGUCCGCUAACCAUACGCCAGAAGUUGCUCUAUAGGGCAUUGAAACAAAAAAUUCGCAUCGAGGACCUGCUGCAUGUUGCCAACGGUGGCUCCACAACCUCCGCUUCAGGGGAUGGCGCUAUUGUUGAUCGGAACUUUACCUCGAAUCUCAUGAAUCUGGUCAUGCAGUUCCGCAAAGUCUGCAAUCAUCCGGAACUCUUUGAACGACGAGAUGCAAAGAGUCCGUUCAGCAUGCGAUGUGCAGAGUUUGUUCUGCCUCGACUAGUAUUUGAUGAUGGACUGCUUCAUAGCGCCUUACCCAGCCGCAGGCAUCUCCUAUAUAAUCGCUUCAACAUCUUUAAGUCGGCCCACAUACAUGAAUCCCUGUUCGAUGAUGUACACGUUAAUAGCUGCUUCGGUUUCACCCGAUUGUCUGAUCUCUCCUUGUCUGACAUGGAGGAUGUCACGUGGCAUGGCCUCAUUGACUUCUUGUUGCAUUAUCGUCGCGUACUUACCAAGCAACCUCUGCUUGCCUAUCGUCGUCAGUGGUGGACAGAUCAACGAGCUCCUCGUUACCAGCUCUUAGAACCAGUUCUGGAACGCAAGCUUGUGCCGGACUAUUUGCUUACAAACAGUGUGCUAAGGAAUUUCAUCUUUACCGCAAUGACAUCUAAAGAGAGCAGCGUGUAUGCUUUUGGCGAUUACAUCACUACCAACAUGCAGGAAACGAUAGAGCAUCGUGUGACUCGUUCUAAAAUACUUAAGCAAAAGACAGCACUCAUUGAGGAACUCGUCGAUGCCGACGGCCAACCACAAGUCAAGGCUGAGCCGCAUAUAAAGCAGGAGCUAGAGGUGGAAUCUGUGGAGGUGCAGACCAAAUCGAAUACCAAGAGCGAUGUUAAGAUGACUACGUUGCAUUUGCUGCCCGAGUUCCCGCAUCGUCCACGUAAGCCGCAAUGCUAUCAAUGCGAACCACUCCAGAUGCCGCGCUUCCUCUAUGGGCUGGGUCAACGGGUGCAAGCAGUCGAUCGACAUUUAUACUGUGAAAGUCGCGCAGCAGCCUGGGCGCAGAUACGCCACCUGCAGUGCGAGAAUGUGUUGGGCAGAGAACUUGUGGGCACUGGCUUGGCGCUGUGCAAGCCGCGCAAUGGCUGGUCGUCGAUUGUGGUGCCCGAUAAGGAGACACUUAUAACAGAUGCGGGCAAACUAUUUGUGCUAGACAGCCUACUUACACGCCUCAAGGCCGAAGGUCAUCGUGUUCUUAUUUACUCGCAAAUGACCAAAAUGAUUGACCUGCUCGAGGAGUAUAUGUGGCACCGCAAGCAUCGCUACAUGCGUCUCGACGGCUCUAGCAAAAUCUCAGCUCGUCGCGACAUGGUCGCUGACUUUCAAACCCGCGCCGAUAUUUUUGUGUUCCUGCUCUCUACACGGGCAGGUGGAUUGGGUAUUAAUUUGACUGCAGCUGAUACGGUUAUCUUCUACGAUUCAGAUUGGAACCCCACCGUUGACCAACAGGCCAUGGAUCGAGCGCAUCGCCUGGGCCAGACCAAACAGGUGACCGUCUAUCGGCUCAUCUGCAAAGGCACCAUCGAGGAGCGAAUUCUGCAACGGGCACGCGAGAAGAGCGAGAUACAACGCAUGGUUAUAAGUGGCGGCAAUUUCAAACCCGACACUCUCAAGCCCAAAGAAGUCGUCUCAUUGCUCUUGGAUGACGAGGAAAUCGAAAUGAAAUAUCGCCAAGAAGCCAAGCUGCAGGUUAAAGAAGAGAUACCGUCCUCCUCCUCGCCUAUCACAACACCAAAAUCUACAGCCACAACAGCAGCGGCAGCUGCUGCUGCAACUGCAAAUGAACGUAAGCGACGCCGGCCAAAUAAGGAGACUAAUUUGGGAGGUAUUACGAUUCCGGCAACUGAAGUCGAUGGAGCGCAAUGCAGCACAGCUGCCAAGCGCAUUAAACAGGAGUUAGACGAUAGCAUUGAUGUGGGCAUGGCUUCUUCCACAUCCAGUGGCGGCACAGAUAACAACAACCAAAUACUCAGCCAAGAGACUUAUGUUCCAGGUGCGACGCGAGUGCGACAUCAGCAGCAACAACAACAAAAACAUCAGCAGUCCCAACCUGCCAACGAUUCCGAUACUGAGGCUUUGGUUGUGGAUGGCGAUUGUCCAUCGGCGAUGUCUCAAACUGAUUCCAUGAACUUCCUGGGCGACUUUGACAGCGUGUCGUCGAUGCGGCGGCGGCACCACCCGCGUGGCACGAAGCGCGGACGACCACGUGGCAGCACGAGACGCGGCGGUGGCCAUGGAUCGCUGCAGCGCGUGCCAACGCCGACCUCGCCAGCGGUUGGAGCGCUGAUGGCAACUGGAACGACCAGCUCGCCGCUGCCACAGCAGGAAGCAGGCAGCGUCGGCGGCGAGCCUGCAAGUGGCUCAACCGUGUCAACUCACGAGGAAGAUAUAAAUCCCACUUUAAGUGGUCUUCCCGGCACAAUGGGUACGCCAACUGCCUCGUUGAUCAAGCGAGGACCGGGACGUCCGCGCUCCAAGACCGCAACGCCUGUUAGCCGUGGAUCACGGGGCGCACCGCGAGCCCGCCGGCCCAUGGGACCGCUGCUUGUGCCACUGGGGCGCAGCCCAGAUGCCACGCCUCCUGGCAGCAGUCCGGCUACCAGUCGUGCGCCCAGUCCAACGACGCACGCCACAACACUCGAUUAACUUUAACAAUUCCAGUGCGAGAACAUAACCAAGGAGCAAAGCCCUUACAUGUGACGUUGUCGUAGCUAAUGGCAUUUACAGUCCUCAAAAUAGUUUGAAAAUUGUUAAAAAUGCAUGACAAUUCUAAUUA
Molecule: messenger RNA, 5454 nt
Organism: Drosophila hydei
Lineage: Eukaryota; Metazoa; Arthropoda; Insecta; Diptera; Drosophilidae
Gene: Ino80
Product: chromatin-remodeling ATPase INO80
Exons: 14
Coding region: 306-5324 (1672 amino acids)
Biological process (GO): DNA-templated transcription; chromatin remodeling; DNA repair
Cellular component (GO): nucleus; Ino80 complex
Molecular function (GO): ATP binding; DNA binding; ATP hydrolysis activity
Source: RefSeq, a predicted model, not a curated record